Molecule: messenger RNA, 1402 nt
Organism: Ctenocephalides felis (cat flea)
Lineage: Eukaryota; Metazoa; Arthropoda; Insecta; Siphonaptera; Pulicidae
Product: reticulon-4-interacting protein 1, mitochondrial-like
Exons: 9
Coding region: 140-1348 (402 amino acids)
Cellular component (GO): mitochondrion
Molecular function (GO): oxidoreductase activity
Source: RefSeq, a predicted model, not a curated record
UAAAAUUCAGUACUCUUUUUCAAACGUCAGAUUCACUGUGAUUGUUUUUAUUGCUUAACGUGCUUAAUCCAUGACUUAAUUAUAUAUAUCUUAUUAAAUCAAUCUGAUAUUUCGAUUAUUAUUCAUAUUUAGGUAAUAUAUGAUUUUUUCAAUAAUGAUGCGGACCAAUGCUCUGAACAAAUUAUUGAAGACUUUUCCAAGUUGUGCAAAAAGACCACUGUGCACAAAUGCUGUAAACGUGAAUGACAUAGAAAUUAAUUACACCAGAAAAAGAAAAAUGAAAGCAUGGCAUAUUCAUUCUUAUGGAUCAUUAGAUGAAGUUAAACUGUCAGAAAAGUAUAGGACUCCUUUCAUUUCCCAUCCUAAAGAUGUUUUGGUUAAAGUUAAUGCUGCUUCAGUCAAUCCUAUCGAUGUGGCUAUGUUAGGAGGAUAUGGGUCUACACUUCUAAAUAUAAUGCGUUGCAGUGAAAUUGAAUUUCCUCUAUGCUUAGGCAGAGACUUCUGUGGAACAAUUGUAGAUGUUGGUCAAGAAGUUAAUCGUAAAAUUUGUCCUGGACAAAAUGUUUGGGGUGUAGUACCAGUACAUUUACAAGGAUGUCAUGCAGAAUAUGUUCUAGUUCCAGAUAAUUGUAUUGCUUUGAAACCUGAUUAUCUUAGUGAUGUUGAGGCUGCAAGUAUACCCUAUGCCGGCCUAACUGCUUGGAAUGCUUUAUUUAGUAUUUGUUCAACUUUAACAUCAGGUCAUGGACCACGAGGGAAAAAGGUUUUAGUCUUAGGGGCAGCAGGUGGUGUUGGGUCAUUAGCAGUUCAAAUGUUAGCAGCGGAAAAAGUCAAUGUAAUAGCUGUUUGCAGUAGUGAUGCAAUGGAAUAUGUUUCUAAAUUAGGUGUUUCAGAUGUUUUAGAUUAUACAGCAACAGAUUUUAGUCAGAGUAUAUUUGAUAAAGGACCGUUUGAUAUUAUAUUUGAUUGUGCUGGUUUGGGUCCUCAAGGAGCAGGAAAAUACCCUUGGAAAUAUUUGUCUUAUAUAACUUUAUCUUCACCUAUGCUAAGAAAUACAGAUGAAUUAGGAAUGCUGGCUGGAAUGGUAAAAAAUAUAUCCAACUUAUUGGAACCGAAUAUUGAAUCAUAUUCUUCGGGACAAGGUCUGAUACAUUGGGCUUUUUUCAGGCCAAGUCUAGAAGGAUUGAUAUAUCUUAGGGAAUUAGUAUGCUCUGAAAAGUUGAAGCCUUAUGUGAAUGAAGUAUUUCCUUUUGAUAAUAUUCCUGAGGCCUAUAAAAAAGUUUUGGGAGGACAUAUGAGAGGUGAAGAAAUCUCUAACUUCUUCAGCUUCAAUCAACCGCUUCGAUGAGGCUCCAACAAAUAUUCAGUUUAAUUAUAAACAUGGACCAGAAAUAGCUCACGC